AUGGGACGCUCUCGUCGCAGAGGCCCUGAUGACGACCUGGACCCUUACGAGUCCUACGGCCGCCCUUACGACACUGCUGCCGACCCUUACGCCCAAAACCCUUCUCGUGGACGCAGUCCUGGCCCUCGUCGCCGCAACAAAUCAGAACCCGCCGCCGCUCCGGCUGUCUAUGAUGACUAUCAACGCGAUCCCGAGUCUAGGGAACAACCGCGGAAUUACCGUGAGAGUCGAAAGUACAGCAGGGACAUCGUCCCGGAAUCCCACGCCCCACAAUCAGACCAGAGGGAAGAUCGCAAGAGUCGCAAGAACCGCUACUACGACCAAGACACCUAUCAACCACGUGCACGGAGCCACGGCCGCUCCGCCCGGGAAGCCCCCGUUACCGCUCAUCAUCGUGCCGAUGAAGAUGCCUUCGACGCAUUUGCCCCUGCAUCUCGCCGCGGCCGGGAGCGCCAACAUGCAUACCACCCGCCCCGAACAAGCGACACGAGGCGCUCCAAGUAUGCUGACUUUGACGCCGAGCCCCGUUACUCUGAAAGGAGACGCUCCCGUUAUGCCGACUACGACGAAGCCGAUCCCUACAAUGCUGAGUUGCGCCGCUCCAGGAAUGAUGAACCACGCGAGAGUGACAGGCGGCGUUCGCGCUACCCUGAAUAUGAGGGCGUCCCCCGCGGCGGUAGUGAAUCAAAUCGCGGUCGUCAUCUAGAUUCCGAGGUUGAUCCCCGCUCCAACCCGAGAGGAUAUGCCGGCCACGGCCAGGGUGGUCGCGGUCGGUACAUGAAUGACUCGCCCGAGCGGUAUGUCCAACCAGGCGGCGGCGGCCAGCAGCGCUCUGCCAGAGGCCGGUCCAUGCCCAGAAAAGGUGCAGCAGGCGGUGCCUCCGGUGCAGCUCGGCCUCGAGCCAAAUCAGCCGUUGGCUACGCCGCAUUGGGUGAAGCCGCCCAGACAGCCUUCAGAGUUGGAAGUCAGGCAGCCCUCCAGAUGAAGAGUGAACCCGGUCCGUGGAUAGGUGAGAAGGGUACGCGGGUGGCUACUGCUGCCCUGGGCGCCGCCCUCGUCGAUACGUUCGUUGGUCACAAGGCCACCGGCAUCAAGGGCGGCAUGCGCCACCAAGCUUUGCGCCAAGCAUGUGAGAUGGGCAUUCGCAAUUUUGUCGUCCAACCUACUGUAAAUACGGCGACCCGACGCAGUGGGAGUUGGGGCGGCCAUGGUGGCGGCAGCGGAGGAGGUCAGGGCAGCAGUGGUAGAAGACGGCAGUAA
Colletotrichum orchidophilum is the source of this 1260-nucleotide messenger RNA. RefSeq lists its product as uncharacterized. The coding region runs from base 1 to 1260 and encodes 419 amino acids. The record is from RefSeq and is a predicted model, not a curated record. NCBI's taxonomy places the organism in Eukaryota, Fungi, Ascomycota, Sordariomycetes, Glomerellales, Glomerellaceae. The transcript has a single exon.